AUGAAAAUCCAGUGCCCCGAAAUCAAAAUCACGCUAACCAAUGGUGGGGAGCUUAUACUCUAUGAUAGCAAAAACACAGAGCUUUGGAAGGCUUCUUCAAGUUCAACCAAUAAUAACAAACCCACUUGUGCUGCUAUGCUUGACUCAGGCAACUUUGUGAUUAUAAACGAGGAUUCUACUCCAGCGUGGGAGAGCUUCAAUGAGCCUACUGACACAAUCUUGCCAGGCCAGACAUUAAAAAUAGACAACCCCCUCAAAUCUCGCCAAUCAGACACAAAUUUCACCAACGGGCGGUUCCAGCUCCAUAUGCAGGGCGGAUACAUUUAUGUUGAACGAGGGAAUCAAAAUGUAUUCAAUCUCACACAAAAAGGUGGGGGUUCGAGCCAUGAUAAUUAUCUGAUAGCCAGGAUUGAUUAUGAUGGUGCAUUUAGACUAUAUAAGCAUCCGAGAAAUAGCUACACCACAGGCGUUGGAAGCUGUAGUUCAUCCUGGUCUGCCUUUGAAACGUAUCCACCAGACGUGUGCAUGAUCAUGGGAAGUCUAGGCAGUGGGGCUUGUGGAUUCAAUAGUUAUUGUGUCAAUGAUAAUGGGAGGCCAAAUUGUUCGUGCCCCGAAGGGUACUCUUUCUUGAAUCCAUUUGACCGUAAGAUGGGCUGCAAACCAAAUUUUCAAUUGCCUAGCUGUCAAAAAGAUGGAUGGGAAACAAAUUUUGAUCGUAUAGAAUUCAAAGAAUUGAAUAGCACAGAUUGGCCCUUGGCAGAUUAUGAACUUCAGACCGGGGUAGAAGUUGAUAAGGAGACAUGUAAACGGUAUUGCCUCAUUGAUUGUUUCUGUGCAGCUGCGAUCCAUAAUGGGAAUAAUUGUUGGAAGAAAAAAUUUCCUCUUUCCAAUGGAAGACAAUCUUCAGAUGUUAAUAGAACUGCUCUGAUCAAGGUACCCAUAGGAGAUGCAAAUCAAUGGCAAUAUAAAAAAGACAAGUCCACAUUGAUCCUUGUCGGGUCACUCCUACUUGGCAGCUCUGUAUUUCUUAAUUUCCUUCUGUUGUUAGCUGUAUCAGUGGCGGUUUUCAUCUCGUAUCAUAAGAAAAUGCAGGAUUUGCAGCCUGGUAUGAACACGUUUGGGAUGAAUGUAAGAAGGCAAAUUAACUAUUCAAUGAAGCCAUUAGCUGUUUGA
Messenger RNA from Ilex paraguariensis (yerba mate), 1173 nucleotides. Lineage: Eukaryota; Viridiplantae; Streptophyta; Magnoliopsida; Aquifoliales; Aquifoliaceae. The record is from the annotation of a GenBank genome assembly.